Messenger RNA from Hydractinia symbiolongicarpus, 1286 nucleotides. RefSeq names its product cationic trypsin-3-like. Lineage: Eukaryota; Metazoa; Cnidaria; Hydrozoa; Anthoathecata; Hydractiniidae. The transcript has 7 exons. The record is from RefSeq and is a predicted model, not a curated record. Gene Ontology annotation, molecular function: serine-type endopeptidase activity. Gene Ontology annotation, biological process: proteolysis. Bases 98 to 1264 code for a protein of 388 amino acids.
ACCGUUGCGUUAAAAUUGGGUUCUAUUUUACAAAAGCGCUUAAAGUUUUAAUUAAUUACGUGAAAAUCAUUUCAAUUUUUAAGCGUAAGAAGUCAAGAUGGUUGAUUUGAUUAUCUUAUCACUACUAGCUUUUCUUAUCUCCCUGCCCUGUUCGCAAGGUUGUGUUGAUAAUAACAGCAAAUAUUGUGGAGCAUGGAAGAAGGCUGGAUUUUGUGCACCCACAUCUCAAUAUUUUAGUCACAUGCAAAAAAAUUGUCAAAAAACUUGUGGAUUGUGUGCUCCACCAGGUUGUGCUGAUAAGGGUGGCUACUGCAGUUCGUACGCACCUUAUUGUAAAGAUCCUGGGUACAAGGAUUACCUCAUCAAGGAGUGCAAAUUAACUUGCAACUACUGCCAUAUAACGACUGUUGCGCCACCUACAACACCACUAGUUACCAUACCUCCAUAUACUGGUCCUGGCGGAAGAGCUAUUCAACCAGGGUGUGGUAAAAAAGGCCCUGGUCACACUCGUAUUGUUGGGGGUAAGAACGCAAAACCCGGUGACUGGCCAUGGCAAGUGAAUAUUGACUACGAAGACAAUAUUUCUAACCCAGGUCAUCUUUGUGGUGGUACUCUCAUUACAGAAGAAUGGGUAUUAAGUGCAGCGCAUUGUUUUUAUGCUGACCAGAAUAAAGAUAAAUACUGGUUAAAGUUGGGUGAACAUGACAUUAAAACAAAUAGCAGCUGGGAACAGCGCUUUGAUAUAGCACAGCUUAUUCUGCACCCAAAAUAUAAUAAUAACAACUUUGAUUACGACUUAGCACUCAUCCGCUUGAAAUCGAAAGCUAAGUUAAACAGUCGCGUGCAAACGGCUUGUGUUCCAGGACAAAAGACCAGCUUUCCAGUUGGAACUAAAUGUUAUAUAACUGGUUGGGGUCUAUUAAAAGAGUAUGGCAAAGGUCCCGCGAUCUUGCAACAAGCACAAGUUCCACUGGUUGAACAAUCGAAAUGCAAAAAAGCGUACUCCACACAUGGGUUGAGCAUCACACCAACCAUGUUCUGUGCUGGCUAUGAACAUGGAGGUAUCGAUUCAUGCGAAGGUGAUUCAGGCGGACCUCUAGUGUGUAAAAAGAACAAUCCAGCUACCGGUGAAGACACGUGGUUUCUUUGGGGCACAAUCUCAUGGGGCGUAGGCUGUGCUAGAAAAGGUCUCUAUGGUGUUCUGUCAAGUCCAAAAGUGUUGAGAUCGUUCUUAGAUCAACAUGUAUUUAAAGGAAGUGUAUGAAUAAAUAAUAACAAAAAACUCA